AUGGUUGAGUCAUCAAAAAGAAUAGAUCCUAGUCCAGAUAGUCAUGACGGUGAAACUUAUCUAUCAAGAUAUCUAAAGGUGUAGGCUGAGGAGUUCCCUGUAUAAAACCCAAUCAACUUCACUACUAGAGUAAAUAACACAGAUGUCAAGUUGCAUUCUGUAGAAUAUCCCAAUGAAGGGGAGCUCAAAGGAGUAGUCUUCUUCUUUCUUGGAUAUGGAGGAUAUUGUGAUUUCUAUGGUAACUAGUUUAAAAUAUUUGCUCAAGGAGGCUUCAGAGUGUUUGGCUUUGAUAGACAUGGGUUUGGAAAAAGUGAAGGAGUAAGAGCAGACACUGGGCCUGACUUGAUGGGAGAUCAGUUUAGAUUCGUUGACUAGAUAGUUGAAACAUUUGGAUUAUAGGAUGCAAAGAAAUUUAUAUUUGGAACAUCAAUGGGUGGUUUAAUCUGUACUAGGAUGAUACAGAUAAGACCAGAUUACUUUAGUGGAGCGAUCCUUAAUGUCCCUUGGUUUGCAAAUCAUGAAGCUAACCAAAUUGGAUACUUUAAGAGAAUGCUUUUGAAAGCUAUGAGUACUGUAUUUAGAAAUAGAUAGAUUCCACACCCCAACAAAUCUCCAGAAUAUGAUGAAUUUCUUACUUAUGUAAUAAGCAAUGAUCCUUUAUACACAGGACCUAUUCAAUUCCACAUGGCUGAAUAUGGAUUUAGUUUAUAAGAUCAAAUGAAUGCUUAAUUAGACACGAUCCCUAAUAUUCCAAUUUUUAUUACUGUGGCAGAGAAUGAUUGGAUUGUAUCUAAUAUUCGCAUAUUUGAGAUUUCUAAUAUAUUAAAGAACCCUAAAAAUAAAACUGUUACCUACAAGAAUGCAGCUCAUGCUUUGUUUUACUAAGAUGGGUUUUAUCAAAAGGUAAUGAGUGAUAUUCUUGAUUGGCUACUUCAAGUUUCAUAAUGA
This is a messenger RNA of Stylonychia lemnae, 948 nucleotides long. NCBI's taxonomy places the organism in Eukaryota, Ciliophora, Spirotrichea, Sporadotrichida, Oxytrichidae. The record is from the annotation of a GenBank genome assembly.